CGAGGGCGCUGGCCCUGGUGGGCGCGCGUUAUUUGCUGCGACGUGGGCGAUUGUUACGGGAAUAUUACCGACUUAGCGGCUGCAGCAGGGACUCGAUCGCGAGUCUCGUUCGUUCGUGCCUUUGACACUUAAAGAACCCGCAGCCCUCAUUCUUCGCCCACACCUCGCCUUUUCCCUUCCACCAUCACUUGCUCGUCGCACCUCUCGCGGCGAGCCCACAUCUGCCUUGCACGCGCCCUUUCAGCACUGUUCCAGCCUCCCGAAGUACGCCAAUUCGCUGCAUCGCACGCCCGCGGGCCCUUACUGGGCGGAGCUGAACUUCGUCGUUCUCGUUUUCUCAACGUACACCGCGCACCCCAACGGCACCCUGCCACCCUCACCAUGUCUUCAUCUGACGACGACGCGCCCAUUGCACGUGGCAGGACUAAUGGAGUAGCAAAAUCCGAAGCCCGCAUUCCCUUGGAAGUCGACCAAAAAUUGGACAAGGAGUUCCCAUCCAAUGGCCAUGUCGAGCCUGGCGUCUCCGUACGUAUGGGACCGAUUGAGCCUAUGGACGUCGAUCUUCCGGCCACGAAUGGCACCGUCAACGGAAAGCGCAAAGCUCGCAACAGCAUCACGAACGGGAAAUCCUACAAGGAAGCGAGCUCUGAUGAAGAUGACAAGCCCCUGAACAAGCGUAGGCGAACAUCUCAGCAGGUCGCGCAGACCAAAGACGACUCCGAGUCCGAACUCAGCGAUGUGCCUCUGGUGGCGCGUAAGCCCCCAAAGGCCACAGCCACCCAGAUUGGAGAGUCAUCGGAUUCCGACACGCCUUUGAAUGAAAAGCUGGUGAAGCAGAAGGAAAAGAUCGAACAGGCCGCUGCGAAAGAGGCAAAGGCUAUUCGCAACAAAGAGAAAGCUGCACCUAAGCGCAAACCCAAGGAGGAGAGCGACAGCGACGACGAGCCCAUCAUCAAAAAGAAGAAACAGCCCGCAAAGCGUGUAUCAAACGCCGUCAAGGACGAGUCAGACUCCGAUGUUCCUCUUGCAAAGAAGAAGGCUCCUGCAAAAACCCCGGCAAAGAAAGCGAAGGCUGAGCCCGCGACUCCUGCAAAGAAAGGGAAAGCCAAAGCCGUGACCAAGACCGAACAGGACGAGGAGGCGGAUCAAGAAGAGGAUGAAUACCGUUGGUGGGAAGAUCCAACCAAGGGCGAUGGCUCGAAGAAGUGGACUACCCUAGAGCAUAACGGCGUUGUAUUCCCGCCAGAGUAUCAGCCUUUGCCGAAGCAUGUCAAGCUCAUCUACGACGGCAUUCCAGUCACGCUCCAUCCCGAAGCUGAGGAGGUUGCUACUUUCUUUGGCAGUAUGCUCAACUCUACCCACAACGUGGAGAACCCCACCUUCGUCAAGAACUUCUUCGAAGAUUUCUCUACGCUCUUGAAGAAGACCGGCCAUGGAAAGGACAAAGAUGGGAAUACUGUCAAGAUAACGAGUUUCGAGAAGUGCGACUUCAAACCAAUCUUUGAGUGGUUUGAGUCUGAGCGCGCGAAGAAGAAGGCACUAUCCGCUGCCGAGAAGAAGGCUCUCAAGGCCGAAAAGGACGAAGCUGAAGCUCCCUACAUGUUCUGCACGUGGGAUGGUCGCAAGCAGAAGGUCGGCAACUUCAGGGUCGAACCUCCAAGUCUCUUUCGUGGUCGUGGCGAACAUCCCAAGACCGGGCGCGUCAAGAAGCGAGUCAUGCCGGAGCAGAUUACUAUUAACAUUGGUAAAGAGGCCAAGGUCCCGGAACCUCCCGCAGGGCAUCGUUGGAAGGAGGUCAAGCACGACCAAGAAGGCACGUGGUUGGCUAUGUGGCAGGAGAACAUCAAUGGUGCUUAUAAAUAUGUCAUGCUUGCAGCCAACUCCGAUAUCAAAGGUCAAAGCGACUACAAAAAGUUUGAAAAGGCUCGAGAGUUGAAGAAGCACAUCGACAGAAUCCGAACCGACUACAAACGUGAUCUGAAGGGGGAGAAGAUGGCGGACCGUCAGCGCGCCACAGCCAUCUAUCUCAUCGAUCAGUUCGCUCUUCGUGCAGGUAACGAGAAGGGUGAAGACGAAGCCGACACUGUAGGUUGCUGCUCUUUGAAGUUUGAGCAUGUCACGUUGAAGCCACCGAACAAAGUCAUCUUCGACUUCCUGGGUAAAGACAGUAUCCGCUUCUACGACGAGGUUACUGUUGAUGAACAGGUGUUCAAGAAUCUUAAGAUAUUCAAGAAAGCACCCAAGACGACGGGUGACGACAUCUUCGACAGGCUCACCACAUCAGCCCUCAACAAGCACUUGACUUCGUACAUGCCUGGUUUGACCGCCAAGGUCUUCCGUACCUACAACGCGUCCUGGACCAUGGCUAGACUUCUGAAGGAGAUGAAGGCCACGGGCACCAUCCCCGAGAAGGUCAAACAGUACAAUGACGCCAACCGUGAAGUCGCUAUCCUCUGUAACCACAAGCGAACCGUCGCUGCCGGCCAUGCCGGCUCCAUUGAGAAGAUGCAAGAAAGAAUCAAUGGUCUGCGGUAUCAACUUUGGAGGACCAAGCAGAUGAUCAUCGACAUCGACCCUAAGCAGAAGAAGAAGAAGGGUGCCGACUUCUUUGAACGCCCGGAGGACCUCACCGACGAGUGGGUUGUGGAUCACAUCGAGAAAGAGGUGGAAGAGAAGCGCACGAAGAUCCAGAAGAAGUUCGAAAAGGACAAUGAGAAGCUCAAAGCCAAUGGCGAAAAGGAGAUGAAGCCGAAGGCGCUUGACGAGCUCCUCAAGGAGGCUGACGACUUGGGCAAGAAGAUGCGCAAGGAGCACAAAACUGGCAAGGUGGAAGCGGAGGGCAAAGGUCCUACCGUGGAGAAGAUGGAGGCCAACAUCGAGAAGCUCAACCAACGCAUAGAGAACAUGAAGAUCCAGAUGGAGGACAAGGAGGGUAACAAAGAGGUGGCCUUAGGCACCUCAAAGAUCAACUACAUCGACCCCCGCCUCACGGUUGUCUUCUCUAAGAAGUUCAACGUCCCAAUCGAGCGUUUCUUCUCCAAGACUCUUCGCGAGAAGUUCGAUUGGGCGAUCAAGUCAGUUGAUGAAGACUGGGAUUUUUAAACGCGAAGGCGCGGCCUUCGGGCCAUGUCUCGGGUACUGCAUUCAGCAUUUAGUGAGGCGUUGAUCUGAAAAAUGCUAUCUAGUGGAUGAAGCAGGGUGGAUUGACUCUGCGUCUGAGCCGUUCUGUACGGGCAAGAUGGGUAUGCUUCGAGCAUUGUUACUAUGCGAGGUGGUGCGAAUUGGUUGGCUCUGUUUCUUUCCAGCAUAGCGGUCGGGUUGCCCAGUCAAGAUUUGAGUCUAGUCACCGCCUCACCGCGUAGAGCUUGCCUAAAGCUUGCAUUGGUGGGGGCAUCGAAAGCUAGACAUUCGUAAAUCACAAAUCCUAUAUUACC
Paraphaeosphaeria sporulosa is the source of this 3434-nucleotide messenger RNA. Its product is annotated as DNA topoisomerase 1. Gene Ontology annotation, biological process: DNA topological change; chromosome segregation; DNA replication. NCBI's taxonomy places the organism in Eukaryota, Fungi, Ascomycota, Dothideomycetes, Pleosporales, Didymosphaeriaceae. Gene Ontology annotation, cellular component: nucleolus; chromosome. The transcript is spliced from 4 exons. The record is from RefSeq and is a predicted model, not a curated record. Bases 382 to 3102 code for a protein of 906 amino acids. Gene Ontology annotation, molecular function: DNA topoisomerase type I (single strand cut, ATP-independent) activity; DNA binding.